GCCUGCGCGCUGAGUUCCUUGGAAGGUCAAUCGACGAGUUUGGCUAGUAGAUUAAGCACGAGGCAGAAAGGCUGGAGGCUCGUCGUCGGCGCAGGAUCGCCCUUUCGCAUCAGCACACUUCGAGCAGCGGCCACAGAACGCAAUGGGUGAAAACUCCAACAACAACACGCAGAGCAUUGCUGACUACCUCGCGCAGCUGCUGAAGGACAAGAAACAACUGGCAGCUUUUCCCAACGUUUUCAUCCACUUGGAGAGGCUGCUGGACGAAGAGAUCAGCAAGGUCCGGUCAUCUCUGUUCCAAAUCAAUGGCAUGAAAAAAGAGCCCUUGGUGCUUCCUGAUGGGAUAGGACCGCCAGUUAGUCGGUCUGAAAAAGUGUAUGUGCCUGUCAAGGAGCACCCUGAUUACAAUUUUGUAGGGAGAAUCUUGGGUCCUCGGGGUAUGACGGCAAAGCAGCUUGAGCAAGAGACUGGCUGCAAGAUAAUGGUUCGGGGCAAAGGUUCCAUGCGGGACAAGAAAAAGGAGGACAUGAACAGGGGCAAGCCAAACUGGGAGCACCUCAACGACGAUCUUCAUGUGCUCAUCACUUGCGAGGACUCCAGCAACAGGGCAGAGGUCAAACUGCAGAAGGCAGUGGAUGAAGUUCGCAAACUACUUGUACCAGUUACUGAAGGUGAGGACGAGUUGAAGAAGAGGCAGCUCAUGGAACUUGCCAUCAUAAACGGCACGUACAGGGACAGCAGCACCAAAGGAGUCGGUCUCGUUUUUGAGAACAGCCCCUUUGCUAAAGCCUCAUUCACUCUUGCAGCGCCCACAGCCAUGGGAUUGGCCUUGUCUGCUGCUGAUGCACAGCGAUUGAUGGCAGGCGGCCCUCCGCCGCCAGUGGCAUUGGCUUCUCCAAUGCGCGCCCAGUCUACACCACUCGGAGCGCCCCUGAUAUUAUCCCCCCGUGGUCUGCCUGUGGGUCCCCCUAGCGCCCUGCUGAAUGGCUCUGGCCCACCACCGCCUCUCAUAGCCCCGACAGAAGCGGGCCUACUUUACGCAGCAUAUCCUGACUAUCAUCAGUAUGCAGCGCUCACGUCCCCUCUGCUCGCCGAGUAUGCUCCUGACCACUCCCCAGCCGGUGCUGCAGCAAAACAACGCCGUCAUUUGGCAAUUCGCGAACACCCCUACCAGCGGAUUGGGUCCCUAUAAUGAGGGCCUAACCCCAAGACUCCAUCCACCACAAUCUUCCGUCCGCCAAACGAAGACCACUAACCCCCCACCCACUGACACCCCUUGGAAAAGCUCGGCUGUGCUCGGACUAACGGCGGCUGCGGUGGUAAACCGACGUCCGACUACCUUCUGUUGAUGGCGCUUCUUGGCACGUUGUUUGUUUUCUCUUGUAUUUUUUUUUACCCCUUCUGCCAGUUUGUUGGCUUUGUUCUGACCAUAAUCUGACCAGUGGUGUAACCAGCCUUUCAGGUGCAAUUGUGCUGCCAAGGGCUGGCACCCACGUGCACAAACGUGACGUGAUGACCCCUACUCAGCACGUGAUUAUGCACACACAAAUGCACUGGCAGCUUCGCGUGUGUAGUGGAACACGUUUAAUCUUGCUAGCUUGGCAAGGUUUGGUCACUAAUAGUGUGCAGAAGCGUGCACACCUGAAGGCUGAAUUUUUUUUAAAGAAAUUUUCAUCGGCAUGGCUUCAAGCAUUUUAACUUGCAGUUGCAGGUGCACCUGUUUCUGUUGGCUGAAUAAGCUAUAUUUCGCACAUGUGAAUUCGAAUGCACACUGUGUAUACCCAACCCCUAUUUGUACAAAGCAGGCUGAAGCUUAACAGCACAAAUUUGUAUAAUGCCCAAGUAAGGGUUGUGUGGCUCUUAAUCGAAGUACAGUAGUACCUCUCUCUGUUCUCGUGCUCCAAAAUGAGGUGCAGUGAACUGAUGGUGUAACAGCCAGAAAAUGAACAAAAAAGUAAGGGUGGCAAUGGGGCAGUGGUCAAAUUUUUUUAACAAGUCUGCAUCAAACCACCCAUGUGGAGCAGUUCAUUUUUGAAGCAUACCUGAAUAGACAGUUACUAAACUGUCAUAUGUUUUGGUCUGGGUAGCUGGCCUACACACCACAAUACUCUUUGCACCUUUUCUUGUGAUGAGUGAUGCACCAUGUUGCUUCUGGGCGUUACAUUGGCUGUUGCAAGAAAUUUUUUCCAUAAGUUCAAACUUUCAUACACACACACACAGUAGUGCCUUAUGGUUUCUCAACAUUCAAGCUUGAGUCUCCUCAUCAGUGUUGCGCAUGAAGUUUCAGUGGUACAUCUAUUCAAUACUGGAAAAGUACUGGAGGAAUAGAAUAGUGUUUUUGUGUGCGUGUAUGCUGUUUUGCAAUGUCAGCAGAUGAAAACGAAAAGUUUGUUCAUGAUGUGUUUCCAGCCUAGGAAUUCUUAGUUUUAUUGUUUUUGACUGCUCAUUGCUUAAAGGACUUGAGCGUGGCAGUAAGGUAGGUGUGCCAUCAUUGACCCUACAUGCAUGAGAAGCAUUCAAACUUUUGUGCAAUAGCUCAUUAACAUCCACAUUUCUGAAGAAUCUCAGUGCCUUAAUGGUUGACUACCACAGAUUCUAUCGUGCUAGGCAUUCUGCUGUUCAGCACACCUGCCUUAAGGUUGGUCACAAGUUAUGUAAUGUUGUUCCAUUUUCCAGUGUUUUCAGCUGGCAAGCUAGGCAUAGCUUAGCAGUUUGCAAUACAGGUUUUAUUCGUUGGCUAUAACUUUUUUUGUAUGCAUGAGCUUUGUUGUGUAUCAUCUCCCUUCUUAUGUUUUGUUAAGGGCAGAGUCUACUCAUGUUUUUCAAUUUUUCACUCUUGAGUCGGGAAGGCCCUACCCCCAAAUAUGCUCCUCCCGGCGUGCACUGGUCCAAACUGGUACCUAUGCAUUUUUCACCAUGCUACUUAAGUUAUUUCUGUACAUAAUGUGCCGAUUUUAAUUUCAACUUUUGUUGUUUUUGUUGUUCAACACAUCCCCUCCUGUGCACUUCUCUGGCACUUGUUCUCAUAUCUGAGGUAGUGACAGAGCGCCAAGAGGCGAGUUCAUCUGAACAGCUGUGACUCUGAGGUUGUGAUCAGGAUGCAGAGUGCUGCUGUCGGGUGUGUUCCCCCUCCUUCCCCCCCCCCCCCUUUUGAAAGCACAUCUUGACGACAUGGCAGCUGAGCUUUUGUUCCAAUUUCUUUCCCUUGCAGCUAGGCUCUCUGCAUAUUUCUUUUGGCAGCUGAAAGAGUGAAAGUUGUGCAUAUACCAUCUGUGCCGCUCGUUAGAAGAAAAAAAUUCUACCUCUUAAGUCAGCUUUGGGAAUACCUUUACAUGUUCCCUUCUGCUCCUUGUGCUGUAAAAGCAGUGGAAUAACCUCUGGCACAGUGUUGAACCUGCUGGCAUUUUUGCCAGAGCUGCACUUCAUAGGGCCCGUACCAGCUGCAACUGGAGAAAGGUUUAAUUGCCUGUCGCACAGCAUUUGUUAGUGGCACGGAUCUCUGCAUCUUGCAGUGCGAGUAGGAAAAAGGCUUUGCUGACUGGCACUGCUCCUUGCAUUGGGGGCUGUUUUUGCAGAUGUACAUUUAUGUCCUUUAUUACCCAGCAAAACUACUUAAUUGUGCAUCUUUGUUUCAUUUCUUUUUGGUGGCAUGGGCAUUGUCCAAGUGUUUUUGAGAUUGUAGCUAUUCCGCCCCCCCCCCCCCUUUUUUCCCCAAUAUUUUCAUGCGCUACUUGCCAGUUCAAACAUUCGUCUUCUGAAUUUGUGCUCCACAGUGAGCUUUUCAUUUUUAGUGCUGCCGUGAGUAAAGAAUCUCAUUUUCAAACAGGUCCGGACAACUUGUUUUCCAUUCUUGACAUGUGAAAAAGAGGUUAAAAAUGUGCCAAGUUUCAUAAGUGGACCACCUCAUAGUGCAUUCAGUUUGCACGUGCAAAAUUUCUGCAAGUGCCAAAGCAGCCUCGCCAUUCUUUCACAUGCCUAAGUUUGGUGGUACCACCAUGGACAUUUUCCCCCCGUUCUUCUUGUUAUUCAAUAUUUUUUUGCUUGAAUCAAAUUUCGAUUCUAUCUUCCAAGUAGAAGGCACUGGUGAUGCCUUUUGGCUAAAUACUGAGCAUUUAUUCAAUUGACAUUAUUUUUCCGAUACUGUGUACUUAAUAAAGGCUUACACAAGAAUGUGAGUGUGCCUGCAGCCCAGGCUCAAGUUGCUUUGUCUUUGCACUUGGAUUUGCACUAUGCACACUUUUGUUUUCCGCUUUCUUGCGGCUCUAAGCACAACAGCUUCAAGAAUGAGCAUCCAUACCUUUCGGAAGGUUUUGUAUGUUUUCAUUAUUGUGUACUUAAUUUCAUUGUCUCAUAGCAAUAAAACAAGAAUUCUCAUUUUCCCCCCCUC
Molecule: messenger RNA, 4387 nt
Organism: Dermacentor albipictus
Lineage: Eukaryota; Metazoa; Arthropoda; Arachnida; Ixodida; Ixodidae
Gene: how
Product: protein held out wings
Biological process (GO): regulation of mRNA splicing, via spliceosome
Cellular component (GO): nucleus
Molecular function (GO): mRNA binding
Source: RefSeq, a predicted model, not a curated record